GAAAUUAAUUAACGCCAGUAUUAGAUCAAACUCGUGUGGUACUUCUUCUCAUCGUCAAAAGAGAAAAAUUGAAAAUGCCGAUUGAUUUGUAUUAUUUACCUGGAAGUGCUCCAUGCAGGAAUGUAUUGCUAACUGCAAAAGCAAUUGGAGUAGAUUUAAAUUUAAAACACUUAGAUUUGAUGAAGGGGGAGCAUCUUACACCGGAAUUUCUGAAAAUAAAUCCGCAGCAUACUAUACCCACGUUAGUCGAUAAUGGAUUUGCAUUGUGGGAAAGUAGGGCAAUAAUGACCUACCUUGCUAAUCAAUACAGCAAGAAUGAUUCAUUGUAUCCAAAAGAUCCAAAAACUAGAGCAGUCAUAGAUCAGAGAUUAUUCUUUGAUGCUGCAACUCUGUAUCAAACAUUUUCUGAUUAUUAUUAUCCAACGAUUUUCGCUGGAGCUCCAAAGGAUGAAGCCAAACUGGAGAAAUGCAAGCAAGCCGUAAAAUUCCUUGAUACAUUCCUUGAAGGGCAGAACUAUGCUGUUGGUAAUAAUCUUACCUUGGCAGAUCUCUCAUUGGUUUCAACUGUGUCUACUUAUGAAGCUGUAGACUUUGACCUAUCUCCUUAUAAGAAUGUGCAAAAAUGGUAUGCCAAGGUGAAGUCAACUGCACCAGGAUAUGAAGAAACUAAUGGCAAUGGAGUCAAGAUAUUCAGGCAAAUGGUCCAAAACCUAACUAAAAAAUAAAACUUAUUUACUUUCCAGAGUUUAAUUAUCUACUGUAUAUGUUAACAUUGCACAGAGCAUGUAUUUUUUUAAUUUGUCCUUUAUAAACACAUAGUGCUGGAUUAUAUCAAAAUGUAACUUUACCAUCCUUCAUUAAACUAAUUAGUGUUUAUAAUAGUUAAAUUAUUUCACUUAUUUUUUGGAAAAUAAAUGAAUUGGUUUUUUCUUUGUCAA
Molecule: messenger RNA, 938 nt
Organism: Agrilus planipennis (emerald ash borer)
Lineage: Eukaryota; Metazoa; Arthropoda; Insecta; Coleoptera; Buprestidae
Product: glutathione S-transferase 1
Exons: 4
Coding region: 75-725 (216 amino acids)
Biological process (GO): glutathione metabolic process
Molecular function (GO): glutathione transferase activity
Source: RefSeq, a predicted model, not a curated record